Messenger RNA from Chelmon rostratus (copperband butterflyfish), 11259 nucleotides. Its product is annotated as myomegalin-like. The transcript has 41 exons. Lineage: Eukaryota; Metazoa; Chordata; Actinopteri; Chaetodontiformes; Chaetodontidae. The coding region runs from base 772 to 8151 and encodes 2459 amino acids. The record is from RefSeq and is a predicted model, not a curated record. Gene Ontology annotation, cellular component: nucleus; microtubule organizing center. Gene Ontology annotation, molecular function: zinc ion binding.
GGCUGCACGAAGUCGUGAGCCCGAUGAGCGCGUGUCCGCAACUCUAGAUGUUGGUAAAGGCUCUGAAAUGAAUGACGGGUCCUUCCUUCGGACACAGACACCGGGGAAAGACUGCGAGGACCACCUCAGGACGCAUGUUACCGCUCUGUGUCCGUGUGAAGGCUAGCAGGAUUGUUACCUAUCCCCGGUCAUGAUAAACCUGACGGCGCGCGGUACGGCUCGUGUGUCCGUGACAGCCGACUGAUGGUGCAGAGGCGCGUGCGGCGCCGUUGGGAAAUGCGAAACAGCGGUCUAGUGACGGCGCGAGGACGAUAUACAGCUAAAUACUGCAUCUGACUGAUGAGACAUUCACAGGACAUCGCCUGUGGGCGUGUGCGCCAUAUUCCCGAUGCACCUGCACCUCCAGCAAAUGAAGGUGAUCCUGGGCUGAUGGAUAUCUGUUGAUGAUGCUCACAAUAUCUGCUCCUCUGGUUUUAUCUCAUGGGUUUCUGUCCUGCCAAAAAACACAAGUGCAACUAUUCUCUACAAGCAUGGGCUUCUUCUAGUCUACCUCAUCUUAUUUAUUUUUAAGCCAUUGAAUUUAAUGCCAUUGCAAAGACUGAUGUGACGAGGGGCUUAAAACCAUUUCAGCUGGAAAAGGCUUUUAUUGUGCUCUAAAAGCUAAGGUUUACUCUGAUGCAGCUUGGACAAUACACUCUUUUGUUAAUCAAAUUCACCAUAAGGAUCCAGGUGGCCUCAUUUUAGAGUAAAUAGCAGCUCUAAGCCUGUGGAAUGCUUGAUCUCAAGAUGAAGGAGACGUGUCGCAUCUGUGGACGUGAGCUCUGCGGUAACCAGCGGCGAUGGAUCUUCCACCCCACCGCCAAGCUCAACCUGCAGGUGCUGCUGUCUCACGCUCUCGGGCGGGAGCUGACCCGGGAUGGCAGAGGAGAGUUUGCCUGCUCCAAGUGCACUUUCAUGCUGGACCGCAUGUACCGCUUUGACACGGUGAUCGCCCGUGUGGAGGCCUUGUCCAUCGAGAGGUUGCAGCGGCUCCUGCAGGAGAAACAUCGGCUGAGGCAGUGCAUCGGCGGGCUCUACCGGAAAACAAACUCAGAGGAGGGGGCUGUGACAUUAAGUGGAGGUAAUGAAGCACCAGGAGAUGGGAUGGUGGACAUUUCAGGUCUCACGCAUGCAAAGUACUGUGCCCUGCUCCAGGAUGACCUGGUCUACUCUUUGUACGAGUCCUGGGCCGAUGACAGCCUGGACUGUCAUCACCACCACCCUCAGUGUCCUGCCGGUCUGGAGUCAGAGGGCACAGUUGCAGGCUCACAUCGUUGUGUUACCAGCACUCCCAGGAGGUGUCGGGGAUGUUCCUAUUUGCGGGUGGCAGACUCCGACUAUGAAGCUGUUUGUAAGGUGCCCAGGAAGCUAGCAAGGAGUAUUUCCUGUGGGCCAUCAACCAGAUAUUCAGCCAGUGUUAUUGGAGGGAGUGUGACUGGAGGAGUGGGAGGUGGUGCACAAGGAGUAGGAGAAAGAAAAAAUGUGGAGGAUUCAGAAGAAGCCCCCUCCUCUAUAACUCUGGUCCCUGGUUCUCAGGACCCCUCGAGGACAUCAGACAGCGAUCGCACCCUGGCUGGGCGAGCCAGCUCCAGCCCCUCUAUAGGAUCCUUUGAGAUAACCGAGGAAUAUAUUCCGCCUGGAACCACAACAGAUGGGCCACUGAGCUCCCCCAGGGAACCAAUAGAUGACCGGAUAUAUGACUCCCUCUCGGAGGAGCACAUGGGAGCCCCUCAUGGCCAAGCCUCACCUGGACCCAGCCUCUCUCUGGCCCUCUGUUUGCUGCAGAGCUAUGCCGUCCACCGGCCUGUCCAGAGCUCUAAGGGGAGCAAGCUGCCAGUGCUGCUCCGACGUAGCUCCAACAAUGGAGGCACGAGGCUGGGCUUCCCUGAUCCUGUUCUGGAAAUGUCUUACGGAACUCCAGAUGGAGAAAGGGACAACCACAUGCCAACGCCUGAGCUGCAGACCCCUCCGAUCAGGCUGGACGUUGGGCUCGAUCAGGUUCUGAACCUGGCUGACAUGGAAGAUUUAUUGGAAGAUUUGUACAAAGAGUAUCCUCCCCCACCUCCCCACCAGAGCCUCGUUGAGGAGCAGCAGAGUCAACUGAACCAGUAUGAGUGUGCGGCCGGUCAGUGUGUCAGCGAGCUGCAGAAGGCCCAGCUCCAGGUCCAAUCCCUGCAGGCCAAGAUCCACGAGAGCGAGGCCAACAACAUGAAGCUGCAGGAGAAGCUGAACGAGAUGGAGUGUGAGCUGCGUUCAAUUCGUCAGGCUGCUCAGGGUCAGGAAAGAACCAUUCAGGGUCUCUCAGAGUCCAACAGCACCAAAGACAGAGAGGCCCAGGAGCUGUACCAGCUGAUUGAAGGGCAGAACACCACGCUGUGUAAGCUGAGAGAAAUGGCCCACCGCAACCAACUUGCUCAAUGCAAGGCUCCAGAGGGAGUCAGUGAGUCCUUGACGCUUGCCCAGCUGCAGGGUGAGCUGGUGGGGGUGCAGAGCUCCCUGUUCUCCCUUGGUCUGGAGCUGGAAGCCAGCCAGAGGAGUCUGAGACAGAGCCAGAGGCAAGGAGAAGACCUGGCAAGGUUCAAGGACAGACUCAACUCUGAUCUACAGGAGGCACUGCAGCACAGGGAGGUCGCUGAAAAGCACAACCAGGACCUGCGCUGUGCCCUUCAGAAAACUCGCUCUGAGCUUCAGGCUAAAGAAGCAGCUCUGAAGGAGAGCGAGGCUGAGAGAGUCGCCGUGGUGCAGGAGAAAGACAGGAGCAUCACACAGCUCGAACGCUCUCUGCAGGACAAGGAGGGACAGUUGCAGGAUUAUUCAGAGAUGCUGGAGUCAGCAGGGAGCUCCAAACCAAGAGAUGCUCUGCUGGAGAAACUAAGAGAGCGUAUUAAAGAUAGAGACAGAGCUCUAGAGCACUCCAUCGAUGACAAGUUUCGCUGUGUGGAGGAGCGCGAGGGCCAGGUGAGGAGGCUGCAGCUGGCCCUCAGGGAGAAGGAACGAGACCUGGAGAGACUCCGCUGCAUCCUGUCCAGCAACGAGGAGACCAUCACGAGUCUGGAUGCCUUGGUGCGCGGUAAAGAGCUGGAGCUGGAGCAGGCGGCAGAGGCCUACAGGAACCUCCAGUGGCUGAAGCAGCAGAGCGAGGAGAAGGAGAGGAACACUCUGAGGGAGAAAGACAACAUCAUCAGCCAGCUACAGGCAGCCCUACAGACACGCAGCCAGGAGACUCAGGAUCUGACAGCCGCCCUCGUUGCCAGAGUCCAGGCUGGUCCCUCCGAGGUUGUAGAGGAGUUGAAGGCUCGGCUGGCACUGAAAGAGAAACUGUUCCAGGAGCUGCUGUCAGACCGCAGCCGCCAGUCUAAUGAACACCAAGGACAGGUCCAGGACAUGCUCAACACCCUCAGCUCCAAAGACCAGUAUCUGCAGGACUACUCCUACAGGCUGUCCGUUGUGAUUAGUGAGCAGACCGUCCAGCUGCAGGAGCUCCGCAGACAGCUGUCAUUAAGAGAGCAAGAGCUGUGCGAGCUGAAACGGGACAGGGAGAGAGAGAUGGGAGGAGAGACGGAGCAUCUGCGGAGUCUGCUCAAAGAGAAAGAAGCCUUCAUCAAGGAACUGAUGCAGGCCCAGGAGGAGGCGGUGCAGCCACCCUGUAAAGAGAGUGAGGCAGAGAUGAAGGCUCUCCAGGAGGAGUUGCAGCUGGUACUGAGGAAGGAGAGGGAGGCUCAGACGGAGCUGUCUGCUCUGCGCUUGGCUCACCAGCACCAGCAGGACACCAAGGACACCUCUGAUCAUCAAAGUGUGCUGGAGCAGCUCGUGUCAGAGUACAACAAACUGAACGAUGCCCUGAGGGCAGAGAAGAGAUUAUACCAAAAUCUGACACACAUUCAUACCAAGAGUGACAGCUCGGUGAAGAUCCAGGCCCUCCACACUGAGCUAGACUCGGUUCAGGCCCUCCGCAGACAGCUGGAAGAGGUCCUGGCCAGGACCCGUAACAUGGCCCUGGCACUGGAAAGGGCAGCUAAAAGGCAGCCUGACUUUGGAGAGCUCAGCACAGAGGAAGAGGAGGAGGAGGGAGACGAUGAAGACGGCAGCAGUGACGAGUUCACAGACAGCAUCGAGGAGGAUGAUGAGAAAGUGAAGGCCAGAGGUUUGGCCUCCAUUCAGGCUCGUGGACCUGAGGGUGUGACCGGAGCACCGGUGAGGGGGGCAGCGUCCCAGAGAGCUGAUGUAACGCAGCUCGAGGAGGCAAAGGAGACACUUGAAGGCCAGCUUGAAGAAAUACAGUUACAACUGGAGAGGGAUGGAUACACCUCUGUGGCGCAGAUGAGGAGUGCUCUGCAGAGGCUGCAGCAGGAGAACCGCGCUCUGAAAGAAAGCCAAGGACAAGCUGGAGGUGCAGGACUGAGGCUGAAGGACCACAGGAGUCUGAACCAGGAAGAGGAAGCAGAGGAGGAGGAAGAAGAGGAGGAGGAGGAGGAUAUCGAGGAAGAAGAUGAAGAGGAGGAAACACCUCCACAACAUUUGCCGGUGGGGAAGCGAGGUCCUCCGCGUGUUAGUCUGAGCGAGGAGCGAGGGAAGAGGCAGUGCACAAGGCCCACACACCGGCCUCAGACGGAGGUGGAGCUUGCUGGCAGCAGCGGCGAGGUGGGAGAGCUCUGGCAGGAUAUAGAGGAGGGUCUCCGUGAGCAGGCGGCCCGUCUGAGCUCCGAUCUGGCUCUUAGCCACCAGGAGAACAGAGAGCUGCAGGAGAGGCUGAUGGUGUCCGAGGCCACGGUCCACGCUCAGGCUGAACAGCUGAAGGACUACAGAGACCUCCUCACGGAGACAUCGGUCCAGCAGGCCAGUAAGCAGGUGCAGGUGGAUCUCCAGGAUCUUGGUUAUGAGACUUGUGGUCGCAGUGAGAACGAAGCAGAGAGAGAAGACGCCAGCAGCCCAGAGUUUGAUGACCUGGAGAUGUGCACGUCGCUGUCCCAUCAACAGGACUAUGAGGGUGCGGGCGGCAGCUGGUACACUGGUAGCUGCAGCAGUAACAGAGGGGCGUAUGAACUGGGGGAUGAGUCAGCCUCUCUCCAGCAUCUGGUCCAGGAUCUCCGCUCACAGCUGACCCGCUGCCACAAGGUGAUCCGUGGGCUGCAGCUGCGUGUCCGCUCCCUGUCUACCACCAGCGACUACGCCUCAAGCCUGGAGCGCACCCCACGCAAGGUAAACUGGGCCUUUGAGACAUCACCGGCCCCCAGCGGUGUGGAAGAGGAUGAAGGCUGGAUGUCUGACACACAAGGGACUCGCUCAGGGUCCAAGCCCAGCAGGGAACUUCAAGAGCUGAUGGCACGAGUUGCAUCACUGGAGGCACAACUGAAGAGCUCCAGGCUGGAGGGCAAAGGUCAAGCAGAGGAGGGGAAAUGUGCCACCUGGCCUGGGAAGUACAACUCCCUGAUCCAGACACAAGCCCGUGAGCUGUCCCACCUGAGACAGAGGAUGAGAGAGGGACAAGGAGUCUGCCAUAUCCUCACCCAGCACCUGGGUGACACCACCAAGGCCUUCGAGGAGCUGCUGCGUGCCAAUGAUAUUGAUUACUACAUGGGUCAGAGCUUUAGAGAGCAGCUGGCACAGAACACUGCCCUGGCACAAAGAGUAGUCACCAAGAUCAGCGGACGCGACGGUGCAGAGAGCCACGAUGACAAGACAGGCCAUGAGUUGCUUGCCCUACGGCUGAGUAAGGAGCUUCAGCAGAAGGAUAAAAUCAUCGAGUCACUCCACACCAAGCUGCAGCAGCGUCCAGAGACCCCGUCCAGCUGCCUUGCUCUCUCCGAGACCACCGACCAAUCAGACAGAACCUCCCUGGUGUCUGAUGAGUACAGAACCAAUGAAGACUUUGAGCUGUGCUCUGAUUUAGACGCCAGAGAAUAUCAGGAGGAGCACCGGCUGCGGCAGCCAGGACUUGGAUCAGAACGAGACGUCCGUCCAUCUCUCCCUCCUCCUCCUCAUGGCUUCCUCAAGUCCUCCAGCAGCUGUCCCAACAUGCUUUGCUCAGCCCCUGUGGGUUUGACCAGGCAGUGCUCCAGAGCCCUUUUCAGUGAGCCCGUCUCCUACUCCCUCUCUGUCCCCUCUGGCCCUGACGUCUGGGGUAAGGAAGUCACUUCUGACCCCCGGCCCAGGGCCCUGUCUGUGAUCGCUGUUCGCCCAGAGCUGGACAUGCUGUACAAACAGAUGAAUGAGCGGAACAGGGGCUUUGCAGUCCCCCAUGACAAGGCUCUGUUCACUCUCUCACCUGGUGCCCACAACCAGCACGACCUCGCCAGCUACAGCCAGCUAUCCCAUCAUGCCUUUCAACAGUAUCAGCUGGGUGGCAUUGCUGAAGGCCACUCGCUGAAGUCUGACUCAGGUCUAGUGACAGGAGGGGCUUUGUGGGACUUGGAGAGCAUGGUUCAGCCAGUCGGAGGCUAUUCUGGCUCACCGGGACACCAGCAAGGAAGCAGCCAUGCAGGGGUAAAUUUGAUAGAGGAGCACCUGCGGGAGGUGAAGUGUCUCCGCCAGCGUCUGGAGGAGUCCAUUCGGACCAAUGAGAGGCUCCGACAGCAGCUGGAAGAGAGGCUGGCCACCACUGGGCGUGAUGGAGGGGCACCAACAAACAUCUACAUUCAAGGCCUGGACACAGUCACUCAACUGUCCAAUGAGAUCCGAGUCCUGAAAGAAGAGAACUUGGGUCUCCAGUCACGCCUGCAGGCCAGCACAGACACAUGUGAGGAGGUGGCGCAGUUGCGUGAGGCGGUGUUUACAGCACGCGCCCGCCUGAAACAAGCAGAGCUGGAGGCCGAGCAGUGGAAGGAGGAGCUGAGACGAGUCCAGGCUCACAGUCAGGAGCAGGGACAACAGAUACACAUACUGAGGCAGGAGCGACAGGCCAGUCAGGAGAAAACCAACAGGCUCCAGCAUGAGGUGUCUCUACUGCAGCAGCAGCUGUGUGAGAGCAGAGAGCUCAUCCACUCCCUGCAGAGUGAACUCCAAGUGUACGAUCGAGUGUGUUCCAGCACUAAGGCCAACAAAGGCUACCUGUGUGAGCUCCCAGGUCUACCGGUGGAGCUGGGAGAGCUGCUCGGGGAGGUGAGGAGUCUGCGAGCCCAGCUGCAAAACAGCGUCCAGGAGAACAGCGCCCUCAAACAACUGGAGCUCCACAAGCAGCUGGAGCAGAAGCUGGGUGGCGGCUCUCCUCGGACCCCCUCCCUCUCCGCGCUCACUGCCAGCCCUCAGAGAGAAAACUUCUACAGGCGACAGUUGCUGCAUGACCCAGCUCCGUCUCCACCAGUCAGGGACAUUGGUCUGUUUAACUGUGGAUCUCCCGGUCCCCCCUACUCAGACCUGGAUGACAGCCAUAGUACUGCCAAUGACCCUCUUGACCCUCACUCUGAGCUGGAGGGGGAGGCCCCUGACGGAUCGUUUGCGAACCGUAACGGCCGCCACGCCAUCGGUCACGUGGAUGACUUCAGUGCUCUGCAGCAGCAGGUCCUGGAGGGCCGGAGCCUUGUCCAGCGCAUGGAGACGACCCUGCAGGCCUGCCUCAGCCCACCACUGCUGGAGGGCAGCCAGAAACAGAGCAGUGAGCUGGUCCUGGACUACGGGUGUGUGAGGAGUCUGCUGUCCAACACAAAGACUCUGAGGCAGAUCCUGGAGGAGGCCAUGUCUCUGCUGAAGAUGUUCUGGAGAGCAGCACUGCCCAGCACUGAUCCCUCCAUCCAAAACCUUAAGAAGGAGCAGUGUAUGCAGGAGGAGAUCUUGUCCCUGAAACUGCGGAUGUCGGAACAGGAAGAGGUUCUCAAGGGGACGGUUCAAAGACUGAGGAGCACCAGCCGCACUAAGGAGAGCAUGGAGCACUUCAUAGUCAACCAGUUGUCAAGGACUCGUGAUGUGCUGAAGAAAGCCAGGACAAACUUAGAGAAGAAUGAGCUUAGACUCUCCUCUCUAAGCUCCUCCUCUUCCUCUUAUGCUGCUGAGGACCCAGGAGGUGCUGCCAGAGGGCGGCCUGCUGAUCGCAGUUUCCUGAAGACCAGCGGCGCUUCCGGAGCUGCGGCCAAUCAACGUCCAGUAGCGAGGAAGCGCAGCAGCCAAUGCCUGCUUUAGACUUUUCAAAGAACCAGCCUCAACGCCACCACCUCUGACCUCUAUGCUGAAACAGCAGACCCACCACCCCCCACCCUCCUUCGAGCCCUCCACACCAGCCUCUCCUGUCCCACCUGACCUCCGCCUUUACCUCCGUCCAGCCUUGAGAGUGCUUCCGUCCUUCCCUCCUCCAGGCAAUAUGUGCACAGUAUAAUCUGCACCUUGAGCCUUACCAAACUCCCUUUACCCCCCUCGCAAAUUAUCUGUCACUCUCUACCCCCUCCCAGCACAUGUACUACUGUCUUUGAGUGACACAGUCAGCAGUUUGCCUUGUCGUGUGUGUGACAGAAGAAAGGGUUUGAAAUGUGCCUCUGGUGGCUUCAGUGAUGUGCGUCCUAUUGAUGGAGCUGGUUGAAGAUGCUCCUAGACACUGAUCUCAGACCAGUUGUAUGUUGUCAUAAGGGGUUGUAUCACAGAAACCUUCAGGAUAAUUGUACAAGAUUUAGAAAUUUAGGAAGAUCAACCAUCGACUUGCAAGAACUUAACUUGCAAAUAGAACGUUUCUGUAAUACCAACCUCAGAUCUGUCUCUGAGAGCAUCCUCUCCUGAGAGCCUGUGGACGGAAUAAAUGUUCAUGCAUGUUUAAUCGUGGCUUGUGAGAGGAAUUCUGCACACACGUACACACACACACACACACACAUAUAUGUAUCUAUAUGUGUGGUCUAAAACGGCUCACUCAAAGACAAGACAUCCUCAACUUUGACUGCCACAGAAAUGCAAGUUUACUUCUCGUGGCACUUUUAUUAACGAGAUUUAUUUGCAAAUGCAAUGCAAAGAACAGUGACACUGACAAUGUAUCACUACACACAGUCGAGGAAUGUAGAGGAAUUAUCACUGCUAAGUAGUCAUGUACUAGCUGUAACUGUAUUUGUGGAGGAAGCUUAUGAAUGGUAAGUCAGCCAUCAGCCACGGGUAAUGAAUAGCAGAACAAAAGCCAGAGAAAGGUUCCAUUUCAGUCACGAGCCUCCUCUUUUAGGUCCUGAUGGUGCUUUUCUGGCAUCCAUCUACUGAAGUUGAAGGACUGAAUAAGUCCAAUGCAGGGGAGUGUGGUCAGGAGUGCUCGAGGCUUCCAUCAGUCUGGUUGGUUGUGAUUUGUGAGCGGGAUGUACACUAGAAAAAAAAAGAGGUUCAAGUGCUCAAAUGGAACCAGGCUAAACACGCGUAUUCAAGCUCCUCUGUAGGAGUUCUCAUACGAGCAUGUGCAAUAAUGAUGUUGUUUCUUGAGUGAUCAUGCUGCACCGGGUUAUUAUUAUUUCUUUGCUUGACACUGGAUUAUUAGUCACACUCAUGUUAAAGUUAGGAUGCAAUCAGUGUUACGAUUGUACGUUUUUAUGGAGUGUCGAUGCAUGACAGAGAUUGUAACUGGUAAAAUGUAAGCUAUGGAACAGGGGAUUGCCAUUACUUGCCAAAGUUUGAACUUUGAACUCUUUACUGUCACUUUGACUUGCCUUAUCCAUGCGAAUGACAAACCCCAGGUCUGAUCAGACCGUAGGGAUACCGAGGUGUCUUUUUGUUUUCAGAGGGCCUCCAGAACCACAGAGAUGGUAACCGUUAGACAGCUAGUUCAGGUUGUUUCGAAUUGUGCUCCUUUUUUUGGACCAAAACUCAAUAGAGUGGAUUUUUCCCACAAGGCCAUACAGUACGCUAUUGUCUUUAUGUUAUUUCUCUUGGUUCAGGCCGUCUUAGCAUUCCCAUGGCAAUGGCAAUAUAGGUUAUCAAGUUCAUAUAGAUGAUGCAAACUUUGGCAGGCUACUGGUGGGAUCAUUGUUCUUUAAUUCACUUGUAACAGUUCAACUUCACAUUUGGUUUGAUGUGUUUUCUUGCUGUACAUUUGCCAUUUUAUGCUGUAAAUAAUCAGCUUUUUUCUGUGUGAACUUAACUUUUGUUUGGGUGUGUGUGUGCGUGCAAGCGUAUGUGUGCCUGUUUUUCUGACUUAUCCUACUUUUGGGGGAAAUUUUCAGGCUGAAAGACUAGUUAAUUUGGGACAGCUUGUCCAAACAAAAGCUGUGUCCUCGAUUGGGAAAAGCUAAUUUUUGGAUUAGUGGUUUAAUCUAUGUAAUGUCCCCAAAAGUGGCCUGAGUCAGUGUGUGUGUAUGUGUGUGUGAGAAUAACAUCCAACAUUUGCUUUUUGCAAAGUUGAUUUUCUGGGUAGCUGUGCAAUAGCUUUAUAUCUUUUAUUUUUGAUGUUUAACAUCAUUGUAUUAUGAGUAUGUUUGCCACAUUCACUUCCUGCAGUGUAUGAUUCAUAUGCAGUGUUUGUUAGAGGAUUGUGUCACUUUGAAUCAAUUAGUCACAUAGGCUGUGUCUGAUAAGAAAUCACAAACUAUGCCUUCAUGAUACCUAAAUCACUGAUCACAAUAUCGUUCACCUGUAACAAAGCUCUGAUUAAUGUUGCUUCGCUUGCCUUUAAAAUAAGCUUGAGAGCCUCUUCAAUCUGCUCUCGGUGGUAGAAACGGCCUUGAACUAACGCUCGUCUACCUGAGAUCUGCCAAAUUAGGUUUUGUUUGCGCUCGAGUCUUCAGAAAAAGUUGCCAAGUAUUUCAAUAGAGGUUUAAAAAAAGUUUGAUAUUUCCUUUUGGUGAAAGGGAAAAGUUUUGAAGAUUUGUCUACUGUAAAAAUAAGCCAAUGACUGGAAAGAUUGUGAAACGUAUCAACAAAGCACCUUGUUAGAGCGUAAACAAAGCCUUUUUGCUAUUUGUUAUUAGGAAGGGAAUCAAACGGCAGUUUGAAACAAUGUAUUGUUAGUCCUGAGUUGCGUAUGUAUAUAGCGCUAUUUGAUUGAUGCAACUUUUACGUGGUUGGAAAGCAGCUUUUUCUCUGAGUUUGUGCAUAAUAAACUAGAAAGCCGAUACAGGACUCAUAUAGAUCCUGUUUCUGAUGACAGUUAACAGUGUGCUGUGUUGGCAAAAGUAUUAUCAAUGAAAGAUUUUGGGAAAGAAUGAAUAAAACACGUAAAACGUUUGUUGAUUUCUGUUUUGGUUCCAGUUUGUUUGCUUUUUUGUUUUAUUUGGAGCUAUGGAUAUUUAGCUUCAGUCUGUGCUGUUGUGAGUAAAUAAAAGUUUGUACGUU